Messenger RNA from Penicillium paradoxum, 564 nucleotides. RefSeq names its product DUF3431 domain-containing protein. The transcript has a single exon. NCBI's taxonomy places the organism in Eukaryota, Fungi, Ascomycota, Eurotiomycetes, Eurotiales, Aspergillaceae. The coding region runs from base 1 to 564 and encodes 187 amino acids. The record is from RefSeq and is a predicted model, not a curated record.
AUGGAUCCGAACCCCGAGACACAACUGCUCACUGCACGAUCGUCUCGUGGCCGUGAAGUCGCCGCCUACCUUUCUUUCAUCGUCGACUUCUACCACGAGCUUCCUGCAUACUCAAUUUUCAUCCACGCCAAUCCAGAUCAAUGGCACAACGAUCUAUUCGGCUCGCAGACAAACAGCGUGUUACAAAAUCUGCGUCGCGAAGCUGUGGACGCGAUGGGCUAUGUGAACCUGCGUUGUACAAAUAACCCAGGCUGUCCGACCCACGUCAAUCCGCACAACCCCACGCAAUCAGACAUUGAAAACAAUGAAGCCCGUGCAAGUUUUCCGAGGAUAUAUAAAGAUCUAUUCGGGGAUCAUGCAACUGUACCGGACCACAUCGGGGGGAUUUGCUGUGCCCAGUUUGCGGUCAGCCGGGCACGCAUCCGGCAACGAACAAAGAAGGAUUACAUCCGUAUGUUGGAUUGGGUGAAUAAUAAAAGUUUGCCAUUUGUGGAUAGCUACGGUGUUGGCUGGGUAUUUGAAACUCUGUGGCAUGUGGUGUUUGGCAUGGAAGGGAUCCAGUGA